UUCUUCUUAUCAGUCUGAGCUAUUGCUCAGUUUAAUUCGUUGGAAUAAAAUGUCUUGCCUAUGGUAAGCAUAAGACUAUUUUCUAGCUCAUGGCUAGUCGAGGCUGCAUGUUCGCUUUUCCAAGCUGGACACUGAAAUAUUUCAGCAUGGAGCCGCUCACAGAUCCGAAGUCUGGUGAAAACGCUGAGAACACAGAGGAAGCACGGGUAAAUAAAGGGUUGACAACUGAGUCAGAUGAUGAGCAGGGAAUUACCAAAGGUUUUUGUCCUGUGAGCUACGAAUGCCAACAAGACAUGGCAAAUGAAUCUACAAAACGACGAUUCUCUUCGCUACUUACGGUAAUUUGUCGAACGGCUAAAAGGUCGGCCAACAGGGUAGCGAGAAUUAGGAAAAGCAAACCGGUGGUUGAAGAGCCAAGGAAAAUAUCUGCCAGAAAUGAAAGUUCUACGAUACAACCAGAUAAUGGAUAUGAAAAUACAGCUUUAGAUCAAGUUGAGCAAAGAUUUAAUGAAACCUAUGAACUUCUACAUCUGGUUGGGAGAGGUGGCUUUGCAAUGGUCUAUUCUGGAGUUCGAGUUAGAGACUCUAAACCGGUCGCAAUCAAAGUGAUACCGAAAAAUAACGUCUAUUCAUUUGAAGAAAUUGACGGUGUGUCUGUACCAAUGGAGGUGUAUCUUCAGCGAUAUCUGGACCAUCCCAACAUCAUCAAACUCUAUGACUACUUUGAAUAUCACCAAGCGUAUGUUUUAAUCCUCGAGAGACCAACACAUUAUAGGGAUCUAUUUGACUUUAUAACAGAGCAUAAGAGAUUGGCUGAGCCAAACGCAAAGGAUAUAUUCAAACAGGUAGUGUCUGCUGCAAUCUAUUGCGAAUCUAAAGGAAUCUUCCACCGAGACAUCAAAGACGAGAACAUUCUCCUUGACACCAAGACAGGCCAAGUCAAGCUGUUUGACUUUGGGUCGGGAACCAUUCUCGAGAACACGUUGUACACAGAUUAUGAAGGAACACGUGCGUAUUGUCCUCCGGAGUGGUUUCGUUUUCACCGUUAUUAUGCCAGAUCCGCCACUGUUUGGUCGCUAGGAGUAUUGCUAUAUAACAUAUUAAUGGGGGAUGUUCCUUUUACUAAUGAGAUAGAGAUAGUAAGGGCUGAACUAAACUUCACUGAUGAUGUCAGUAAAGAUGCACAAGAUCUCACUCGUCGUCUCCUAGCCAAACAUCCCUCUAAUCGACCAACACUAGAAGAUGUCCUACAGCAUCCUUGGUUACAGGAAGCAAAGCAACGACCACGGUCGUCACAAGAAGGACGACCAUCUCAAUAUGAUUCCAAGUUCUAUAACAAUGGAAAACGAGCAAAUGAUCUGUCCAAGGGACACGACAGUCAAUAAUGAGCUGUUAUAACAAGGCUGCAAAUGUUUUUUUUCUAUAACGCUGUCAUAUGUUAGAUCAGGGACAAGGGUUGAUCUGACACGCAGCCAGUUUAUUCGGCCAAAAGCUUCUAUCAAAUACUGCAACCGAAGAAAACGAAGAAAAAAACCUUAAUGCUAUAUACGCCUGUGGUAAUUCUGUCAGGUGAGACUGCUGAAACAACAUGGCGGCCCUACGUAUUGGACUGUUAGUGUUCUUUCCACCGAUUGGAUUCACCUUUCACUCAUAAUUUCUGACCCUGGCCACAUAAACAGGAACGUUCUGCCUCGAGUUUUGCAAAUCUGAGUGAACAUAUUUUUUUCAUAUUUCUUAUCCUUAACAAAAGAGUCCGGUCAGUGUGUCAUGCUAGACUGAACGUUCACCAGUCAAAACCACUAAUUUACCGCAAAAAAUGUCCGAUGUCCGGCGCUAAAUUUGCAGGCUUGAAUUCUAUUCAAAACUACGGGAAAACUAAGAAUUUUGAAAUAUGUUUAUUCUUCGUUUCUGAAAACCAUAUUUUCCUAAUUAUUUUGAACUAUUGCUUCGUCUAAGUUCAAAAUGUUUUAUAUUCUAUUCUAAAUUUAUAUUUAAGUUUCUUGCGACUCUGAUUACCUUGGGUCUUUAUAAAGAAAUUUCCUCUUCAGAGUUGCUCAAACAUUAGAUCAAUAAAUUUAUUCUUGUUC
Molecule: messenger RNA, 2087 nt
Organism: Actinia tenebrosa (Australian red waratah sea anemone)
Lineage: Eukaryota; Metazoa; Cnidaria; Anthozoa; Actiniaria; Actiniidae
Product: serine/threonine-protein kinase pim-1
Biological process (GO): protein autophosphorylation
Cellular component (GO): cytoplasm
Molecular function (GO): ATP binding; protein serine/threonine kinase activity
Source: RefSeq, a predicted model, not a curated record